UUGGCUACUCCGCGAAUGGUCACAUUUUUUCAUGCUUUGUGUUUUCUUGCACAAAAUAUUGUUGUUUGUCGCAUUUAUUUGCCGAUAGAGAGUAAUUUGUAAAGCCAAAACCACAGAAUGUCCGACAACGAUGACGAUUUUAUGUGCGACGACGAUGAGGAUUAUGGAUUGGAAUACUCGGAGGAUAGCAACUCGGAACCGGACGUGGAUCUGGAGAAUCAGUACUACAACAGCAAGGCUUUGAAGGAGGAGGAGCCCAAGGCUGCUUUGGCCAGUUUCCAGAAGGUUCUCGAUCUGGAAAAUGGCGAGAAGGGAGAGUGGGGAUUCAAGGCGCUGAAGCAAAUGAUCAAGAUCAACUUUAGACUGUGCAACUACGAUGAGAUGAUGGUGCGCUACAAGCAGCUGCUCACUUACAUCAAAAGUGCUGUGACCAGGAAUCAUUCUGAAAAGAGCAUCAAUUCGAUCCUGGACUAUAUAUCCACGUCGAAGAAUAUGGCCCUGCUGCAGAACUUUUACGAGACCACGUUGGACGCCCUGCGAGAUGCCAAAAACGAUCGCCUGUGGUUCAAGACCAACACCAAGCUCGGCAAACUCUACUUCGACCGCAGCGAUUUUACUAAGCUGCAGAAGAUACUGAAGCAGUUGCAUCAGAGCUGCCAGACAGACGAUGGCGAGGACGACUUGAAGAAGGGCACCCAGCUGCUGGAAAUCUAUGCCUUGGAGAUUCAGAUGUACACGGUGCAGAAGAACAACAAGAAGCUUAAGGCCCUCUACGAACAGUCGCUCCACAUCAAGUCGGCCAUUCCACAUCCCCUGAUCAUGGGAGUGAUUCGUGAGUGCGGCGGUAAAAUGCACCUGCGAGAGGGCGAGUUUGAAAAGGCGCACACGGACUUCUUUGAGGCGUUCAAAAACUACGAUGAGAGCGGAUCGCCACGGAGAACCACUUGCUUAAAGUACUUGGUAUUGGCUAACAUGCUGAUGAAAUCCGGCAUAAAUCCCUUUGAUUCACAGGAAGCCAAGCCGUAUAAGAACGAUCCUGAAAUCCUGGCCAUGACAAAUCUGGUGAACUCUUACCAAAACAACGAUAUUAAUGAGUUUGAGACCAUUUUACGGCAGCAUCGCAGCAACAUCAUGGCCGAUCAGUUUAUACGUGAGCACAUUGAGGACUUGUUGCGAAAUAUUCGCACUCAGGUGCUCAUUAAACUGAUCAGGCCCUAUAAGAACAUUGCUAUACCCUUUAUAGCCAACGCGCUUAACAUAGAGCCAGCUGAAGUAGAGAGUCUGUUGGUCUCCUGCAUUCUGGAUGACACCAUUAAAGGACGGAUCGACCAAGUUAAUCAGGUGCUCCAGCUGGACAAGAUCAACAGCAGCGCCUCGCGAUACAAUGCGCUGGAGAAAUGGUCCAACCAAAUCCAAUCGCUGCAGUUCGCCGUGGUUCAGAAAAUGGCCUAAGCUUGUGUCCUAUGGCUUUGAAACCGAUUAAAAUUAUUGAAUUUAAACUAAACAGCUAGAGAAGAUUGCUUGGGAGUCGGUUGUAGCGCUGGUGUUUCCUCCUGCUCUUUUCCACAGCAGUUGAACAUGGCAAUCCUUAGUCGGUAAAUUCCAAAGGCCACAAAGGCGAAACAGCAGAUUAGAAACAAGGCAGCGCAAACAAAUCCAAUCGCUAGGCCAGGACGUGCCCAGUCCAAAGCGAAAUAAAUAAAACGAUUCCCGUCCCUGUUAAGUAAAUUUAAAAAUUAUUCUGUUGGAUGCAAUUGUUUAGCUUUACUUACAUGUCAGUUCCUCCAGCCCAAUAGUAAAUUAAGGAAUGCACCAAAAAGACAAGCACAACCGAAAAGGGAUAUAUAAAGUGCAUAAGACGAUUGGGAUAAGCCACCAUAAAACAAUCAAACACCAUGCAGAUCGAAUUGAACGCAUGACACCACAAGUUGUAGAGUUCACCCGCUAUUUCUGGCAUGGCUAAAGGAAAUAAAUAUGUGAUUAAAUAUAGAGUAAAUAGAUUUCAGAGCCCUACUUACUGUUGGAAAGUGCUGCCCAGAAUACCGUGGUUAUUAACAUGGAAAGCACUGAAGUGGUAUAGUGUGAGAUCCAGUAAAUCUUCAGAGACCGAUCGCCAGCAGCUGAAAGUUA
Molecule: messenger RNA, 2130 nt
Organism: Drosophila gunungcola (fruit fly)
Lineage: Eukaryota; Metazoa; Arthropoda; Insecta; Diptera; Drosophilidae
Gene: alien
Product: COP9 signalosome complex subunit 2
Exons: 6
Coding region: 118-1452 (444 amino acids)
Biological process (GO): protein deneddylation
Cellular component (GO): COP9 signalosome
Source: RefSeq, a predicted model, not a curated record